AGUUGUAAGUACUCUUUGCCGGGUGUUUGCUGCCAGAGCGGAGCUGGCUUUCUGUCAGGGAUGUGAUCGAGAAUGGAUUUUUUGAAAAGGGUAGUGCCCUCAGCAGUUUCUGGAGAGGUGGUCUUGGGGGUCGGAGCCACCGUGCGCGAGAGCUCCCCAAGACUCCUAAAGAUGAGACGCGUAAGCCUGCUGUCUUUAGGACAGACCAUAGACGAGGACCAUGAGACGGACUUCCAGAAAGUAAACUACAAAUAUAAAAGACGGCCUCUAGCCUCAGCACCGGGCAGCGGUGUAAACAAGCGUCGCGUCUCGCCCAUCACCAACUCCACCUGGGAGAAGAAGAGCGUGAUCAUGUCAAACAUUACCAUCGACCCGGAUGUCAAGCCUGGCGAGUAUGUCAUCAAGAGCCUCUUCGCAGAAUUUGCUGUGCAAGCAGAAAAGAAGAUUGAAGUUGUGAUGGCCGAAUCAUUGGAGAAACCGUUGUCAAGAUCUCUUCAAAGAGGUGAAGAUCUUCAGUUUGACCAGCUAAUAAGCUCUAUGAGCUCCGUAGCAGAGCACUGUCUCCCCUCCUUACUUCGCACCUUGUUUGACUGGUAUAAACGCCAAAAUGGAACAGAAGACGAAUCCUAUGAAUACAGGCCUCGAUCUAGCACAAAAUCAAAAGCGGAUGAGCAACAACGAGAAAGGGAUUACUUACUUGAAAGAAGAGACCUGGCUGUAGACUUUAUUUUUUGUUUAGUUUUAGUAGAGGUUCUCAAACAGAUUCCUGUUCAUCCAGUUCCAGAUCCCAUUGUACAAGAAGUUCUCAACUUGGCUUUUAAGCACUUUAAACACAAAGAAGGGUAUUCAGGAACCAACACUGGGAACGUGCACAUAAUUGCAGAUUUAUAUGCCGAAGUCAUAGGUGUCCUUGCCCAGUCCAAAUUUCAGGCAGUGAGGAAAAAGUUUGUGACGGAAUUAAAAGAAUUACGCCAGAAGGAGCAAAGCCCUCACGUGGUGCAAAGCAUCAUCAGCUUGAUCAUGGGAAUGAAAUUCUUCCGGGUCAAAAUGUAUCCUGUUGAGGAUUUUGAAGCUUCCUUUCAGUUUAUGCAGGAAUGUGCGCAGUACUUCCUAGAAGUAAAAGACAAAGAUAUAAAACAUGCACUUGCCGGUCUGUUUGUCGAAAUUCUCAUCCCUGUGGCUGCUGCUGUAAAGAAUGAAGUGAAUGUGCCGUGUUUAAAAAACUUUGUGGAGAUGCUCUACCAGACCACGUUUGAGCUGAGCUCGAGGAAGAAGCAUUCCUUGGCUUUAUAUCCACUGAUCACCUGUCUAUUAUGUGUUAGCCAAAAACCCUUUUUCCUAAACAACUGGCACAUUUUCUUACAAAACUGUUUGUCGCAUUUGAAAAACAAGGAUCCAAAAAUGUCCCGAGUUGCACUGGAAUCGCUGUAUAGAUUAUUGUGGGUUUAUGUUGUUCGAUAUAAAUGUGAAAGCAACACUGUAACACAAAGCCGCCUUCUGAGCAUUGUAUCCGCACUUUUUCCCAAAGCCUCUCGCGGUGUAGUGCCCAGAGAUACGCCUCUGAAUAUAUUCGUGAAGAUCAUUCAGUUCAUUGCACAGGAGCGCUUAGACUUUGCAAUGAAAGAAAUAAUAUUUGAUCUUCUCAGUGUUGGGAAAUCUUCAAAAACCUUUACUAUUAAUCCAGAGAGAAUGAAUAUAGGUCUCAGAGUCUUCCUUGUUAUAGCAGACAGCUUACAGCAGAAAGAUGGGGAGCCACCCAUGCCCACCACAGGAGUCGUCCUCCCUUCGGGAAAUACGCUGCGUGUAAAGAAAACAUUUCUUAAUAAAACCCUGACGGAUGAAGAAGCAAAAGUCAUAGGGAUGUCGGUUUACCAUCCGCAAGUGCGCAAAGCAUUAGACAGCAUACUAAGGCAUCUCGACAAAGAAGUUGGCCGGCCCAUGUGCAUGACAAGCGUGCAGAUGUCUAACAAAGAGCCAGAGGACAUGAUCACAGGUGAAAGAAAACCCAAGAUCGACCUGUUCAGAACGUGUAUUGCGGCUAUCCCAAGGCUUAUCCCUGAUGGCAUGAGCAGAGCGGACCUCAUUGAAUUAUUAGCAAGACUAACAAUUCACAUGGAUGAAGAGUUGCGGGGGUUGGCAUUCAACACGUUGCAGGCAUUAAUGCUCGAUUUCCCGGACUGGCGGGAGGAUGUACUUUCCGGGUUCGUUUACUUCAUCGUGCGCGAAGUUACUGAUGUCCACCCGUCUCUGCUGGACAAUGUCGUCAAGAUGCUGGUGCAGCUGAUAAAUCAGUGGAAGCAAGCGGCCCAAAUGCAUAUUAAAAAUGCAGAUGCCCAGCGUGGUGGAAGUAAUGGGGCAGCACAUACGCUUCCUCUGGAAAGAAGUCCGUACUCCAAUGUGUUCCAUGUGGUGGAAGGGUUUGCGUUGGUGAUCCUCUGUAACAGCCGACCGGCCACAAGGAGAUUGGCAGUCAAUGUACUCAGAGAAAUUCGCACUCUGUUUACGGUCCUAGAAAUUCCCAAGGGUGAUGAGGAACUAGCUAUUGAUGUCAUGGAUAGGUUAAGCCCCUCUAUUCUGGAGAGUUUUAUACACCUCACUGGAGCCGAUCAGACUACAUUGCUCUACUGUCCAAGCGCCAUAGACUUGCAGACAUUAGCAGAAUGGAGCUCAUCCCCAAUCAGUCACCAGUUUGACGUGGUCAGUCCAUCAAACAUAUGGAUCUUUGCUCACGUGACACAAGGCCAAGACCCAUGGAUAAUAAGCCUCUCCAGUUUCCUGAAACAGGAGAACCUUCCAAAGUACUGCCCCACCGCUGUAAACUAUGCCUGGAUGUUCUCGUACACGCGCCUGCAGCUUCUUUCUCCGCAAGUUGACAUAAACAGUCCCAUCAAUGCAAAGAAGGUCACUGCAGUCACGGGCAACGAUUCCUACAUUGGGCUCUGGAGAAACUAUUUAAUCCUUUGCUGCAGUGCAGCAACACCCACAGCUUCUUCGGUGUCCACUGGUUCAGUCCGAUGUUCCCCUCCCGAGACGCUGGCGUCUACCCCUGACAGCGGAUAUAGCAUUGAUUCCAAAAUUGUCGGAAAUCCGUCCCCUUCAUCCUUGUUUAAGCACAUAGUACCGAUGAUGCGCUCCGAGAGCAUGGAAAUCACUGAAUCUCUUGUUCUGGGCCUUGGCAGGACCAACCCAGGCGCUUUUAGGGAAUUAAUUGAAGAACUGCACCCUAUAAUUAAGGAAGCACUUGAUAGAAGGCCAGAGAAUAUGAAGCGACGCAGGCGUCGAGAUAUUUUACGAGUACAACUCGUCCGUAUAUUUGAACUGCUGGCAGAUGCUGGAGUCAUUAGUCACAGUGCAAGUGGUGGCCUUGAUAAUGAAGCCCAUUCCCUGAACAAUACUCUGUUAGAGUACGUGGAUUUAACCAGGCAGUUGCUGGAGGCAGAGAACGAGAAGGACUCUGAUACGCUUAAGGAUAUCCGAUGCCAUUUUAGUGCCUUAGUGGCGAAUAUCAUUCAGAAUGUUCCAGUGCACCAGAGACGGAGUAUAUUUCCCCAGCAGAGUCUGCGCCAUAGUCUCUUCAUGCUGUUCAGUCACUGGGCCGGGCCCUUCAGCAUCAUGUUCACUCCCUUGGACAGAUACAGCGAUCGGAACAUGCAGAUAAAUCGGCACCAGUACUGUGCGUUGAAGGCGAUGUCGGCUGUUCUUUGUUGCGGCCCGGUGGCUGAUAACGUUGGUCUUUCAUCUGAUGGCUACUUGUACAAAUGGCUGGAUAAUAUCCUAGAUUCCCAGGACAAAAAGGUGCACCAGUUAGGAUGUGAAGCCGUCAUGCUUUUACUGGAGCUGAACCCCGACCAGAGUAACCUUAUGUACUGGGCAGUGGAUCGGUGCUACACGGGCUCCAAGAGGGUGGCAUCUGGCUGUUUUAAAGCCAUAGCCAGUGUUUUCCAGAACAGGGAUUAUCAGUGUGACACUGUGACCCUUCUUAAUCUGAUCCUGUUCAAGGCAGCAGAUUCUGCGAGGGAUAUCUAUGAGGUUGCUAUGCAAUUACUGCAGAUCUUGGAACCGAAGAUGUUCCGCUAUGCUCACAAACUUGAAGUACACAGAAUGGAUGGCAUCCUGGGCCUCCCCUCGCCCCUGCCACAUCUAUACUCUGUGUCCUAUUACCAGCUGUCGGAGGAACUGGCGAGGACUUACCCGGAGUUAACCCUUGCCAUUUUUUCAGAAAUCAGCCAGAGAAUACAGACGGCGCACCCUGCUGGCCGACAGGUGAUGUUGCACUAUUUACUGCCCUGGAUGAACAACAUAGAAUUGGUGGAUCUGAAGCCUCUGCCCACGGCGCGUAGACAUGAAGAGGAGGUGGAGGACUCGCUCAGAGACAGAGAAAUGAUGGUGAACAGCAGGCGCUGGCUCAGAGGAGAGGGCUGGGGGUCGCCUCAAGCCACAGCUAUGGUUUUAAACAACUUGAUGUAUAUGACUGCCAAGUACGGUGACGAGGUUGCUUGGUCAGAAAUUGAGAACGUGUGGACGACGCUUGCAGAUGGCUGGCCAAAAAACCUGAAAAUCAUUUUGCACUUUCUGAUAAGCAUCUGUGGCGUGAAUAGCGAGCCCAGCCUUCUACCUUAUGUAAAGAAGGUGAUCGUGUAUCUGGGCAGAGAUAAGACCAUGCAGCUCCUUGAAGAGUUGGUUAGCGAGCUGCAGCUUACAGACCAAGUGAGCUCCGGAGUAACUCACAUGGACAAUCCCCCGUACUAUCGCAUCACUUCCAGCUAUAAAAUCCCCUCCGUCACAUCAGGUACCACUUCCAGCAGCAAUACCAUGGUAGCUCCAGCUGAUGGGAAUCAAGAAAACAAGCAUCUGAGAGACGGCAUGGAAGAAAACUAUGUGCAUCUAGAUAUCUACAGCGGUCUGAACAGUAACCUGAAUCGCCAACACCACAGACUGGAGUCCCGCUACAGCAGCAGCUCUGGGGGGUCGUACGAGGAAGAAAAAAGUGAUUCCAUGCCGCUGUUCUCAAACUGGCGUCUCAAGGUGAUGGAGCACAAUGGAGCAGAACCACUACCCUUCCCACCCAGCGGAGGAUGCUGGUCACCACUGGUGGAUUAUCUGCCUGAAACCUCAUCACCUGGCACUUCUCUACACAGGUGUAACAUAGCAGUGAUCCUUCUGACGGAUUUGAUCAUUGAUCACAGUGUGAAAGUUGAAUGGGGGGGCUACCUACACCUCUUACUUCAUGCAAUUUUCAUAGGGUUGGACCACUACCAUGCUGAGGUGUAUGAACACUGUAAACGCCUCCUUCUGCAUUUACUGAUUGUCACAGGCUCCAACAGCAGCGUGCAGACCGUUGCUUCUGUCCUUCUCAGGAACAGAGAAUGUAACGAGCCGAGGGUGCUUACCGUCAAACACAAUUCACAUCUGGACUUCUCCUUCACAGGUAUUAAUGAUUUUAUGCCUGAAUACCAGCCUUCUCCCAUGACGGACUCAGGACUCAGCUCCAGUUCUACCUCUUCUAGCAUUAGCUUAGGGAACACCAGCACAGCUGUCCCUCACCUGCACACCACCAUCCUCAACGAGGUGGACCUCUCCAUAGAGCAAGAUGAGAAAGUGAAGACACUCAUGGAAUUCAUUACUUCAAGAAAAAGAGGACCAUUGUGGAACCAUGAAGAUGUUUCUGCGAAGAACCCCUGUAUUAAAAGUGCUGAACAACUCGCUGCAUUUUUAAAGCAUGUGGUUUCUGUCUUUAAGAACUCUCGAUCAGGGUUCCAGCUGGAGUGCCACCUGAGUGAGGUAGCCCUGCAAACGGCUCUUUCUUGCUCGUCUCGUCACUACGCCGGGAGGUCUUUUCAGAUAUUCCGUGCCCUCAAGCAACCACUUACUGCACAGACCCUCUCAGAUCUGCUUUCCAGACUGGUGGAUACUGUUGGGGAUGCAGGUGAAGAGGCCCAGGGUUUUGUGAUAGAGCUUCUUCUAACACUGGAGUCAGCGAUUGACACGUUGUCUGAGACCAUGAAGCAUUAUGAUCUUCUCUCUGCACUCACUCAAACAUCCUACCAUGACCCAAUAAUGGGCAACAAGCACGCAGCCAACAGGAAGAGCACCGGACAGCUGAACCUAAGCACAAGUCCUUUGAGUAGCGGUAACUUCAUGGGAUGUUACAACAAUGCGAGGAGUAACUCUUUGCGGCUAAGUUUAAUUGUCGACCGGAGAGGUGACAGGCGGCGGAGUAACACACUGGAUAUAAUGGAUGGAAGGAUAAAUCACGGCGGCAGUUUAGCAAGGACUAGAAGCCUCUCCUCCCUCAGAGAGGGAGGAAUGCAGGAUCUGCAGCCAGCUACUGAUCCCACCAACCUCAUGGCUACCAUAUUCUGGAUCGCAGCGUCCUUGCUGGAAUCAGACUACGAGUAUGAGUACCUCCUCGCUCUGAAGCUUUUAAACAAGCUGCUGACGCACAUGCCUCUAGACAAAUCAGACAGCCGGGAGAAGAUCGAGACGGUGCAGGCUAAACUGAAGUGGAAUAAUUUUCCAGGCCUUCAGCAGCUCUUCCUUAAGGGAUUUACCUCGGUGGCUACACAGGAGAUGACCGUUCACCUUCUCAGCAAGCUCAUCACCACAUCGAAGCAUAAGUUAGUGGAUCCACCCCUUAUAGCCGGGCUUCCUCUCAACAUUCUGUGCUUGUUGCCUCAUCUAAUUCAGCAUUUUGAUAACCCAACGCAAUUCUGUAAAGAAACUGCAGACAGGAUAGCCAAAGUAUGUGCCGAGGAGAAAUCAUCUACUCUUGCAAAUUUGGCUCAUAUGAUGAGUUUAUACAGCACACACAGCUACUCCAGGGACUGCAGCAACUGGAUCAACGUGGUGUGCCGAUAUCUGCACGACGCCUUUUCCGACAUAACCUUCAACCUUGUGACUUAUCUCGCCGAGCUUCUUGAGAAAGGCCUGGCCAGCAUGCAGCAGUCUCUACUGCAGAUCAUCUAUAGCCUUCUCAGUCACAUCGAUCUCUCCGCUGCUCCCGUAAAGCAGUUCAACCUUGAGAUCAUAAAGAUUAUCGGGAAAUAUGUACAGACCGCAUACUGGAAAGAAGCCCUUAACAUCCUCAAGCUUGUGGUGUCUCGAUCGGCUAGCCUCGUUGUGCCUAAUGAUGCCCCAAAGUCCUAUGGAGGAGGUGGAGGAGGAGAUAUGGGUUCUCCUGAAAUCUCAUUUGCAAAAAUCUUCAAUUGCGCCUCCAAAGAGCUCCCAGGGAAAACCUUAGAUUUCCAUUUCGACAUAACAGAGACGCCGAUAAUAGGGCAGAAGUAUGGUGACCAGCACAGUGCCGCGGGACGCAACGGCAAGCCAAAGGUUAUUGCGGUGACCCGGAGCACAUCAUCCACCUCCUCCGGCUCCAACUCUAAUGCUCUAGUACCCGUCAGCUGGAAGCGGCCUCAGCUGUCUCAGAGGAGAACAAGGGAGAAGCUAAGGAAUGUUCUUUUACUCUGUGGCUCGGAUUCCGGUCUCCCCAAAAAUCCAUCCGUGGUAUUCUCAUCCAAUGAAGAGUUGGAAGCUGGAGACCAGCAGACUAGUCUUAUUUCGAGCACAGAGGAGGCCAUUCAGGAGGAGGACGUAGCCGUGGAGGACACGGGCAGCGAACAGCAGUUUGGAGUUUUCAAGGACUUUGACUUUUUAGAUGUGGAGUUGGAAGAUGCUGAGGGUGAGAGUAUGGACAACUUCAACUGGGGUGUCCGCAGACGCUCGCUGGACAGCAUUGACAAAGGUGAUACCCCAUCUCUCCAGGAAUGCCAAUACUCGGGAAGCACACCGAGCCUGAACUUAACUAAUCAAGAAGACACCGACGAGUCGUCUGAGGAAGAAGCACUGACUGCAAGUCAGAUAUUAUCCCAUUCACAUAUGCUUCACAAUGACUCUGCAGUAGAAGACGGCGUGCCGGACGCUGUGGAUUCCAUCCUUCAUUCUCAAGACUCCGUUAGUAAUGCAAUAACGGAAGAAGUGCUACCAACCAGAGCUGAGUCCCCGAGUCUGGAGGUGACCCCUCCAGACGACGCUAACAGUCAGCUGGCUGAGGACAGCCAUAACGCCGGAAGAGAUGAGCAGCUGAGCACCGCAAGCGAGGAUACCGGCUCUUAUGUUACACAGGAGCCACAUGAAUCGCUGGUCUGUCACGAGCCAUUGGAAGUGGAGGAGCAGUGCGAUAUUCAGGACCCUCCGCCACCUGAAAGCCCCCCUGAUUCUGUGUGCGAAGAUGAUGUCACACUUGCCUUGAAGGAACUGGAUGAGAGAUGUGAGGAGGAAGAAGCCGAUUUCUCUGAUCUGUCCAGCCAAGAUGAGGCAGAACAAGACUGCUUUGCAGAGGUUCAGUCGUCUCCACCGCCGUCCCCGUUUCUGUCUGCCAUUUUGGCUGCUUUCCAACCAGUGGCUUAUGAAGAUGAGGAGGAAGCAUGGCGCUGCCACGUCAACCAGAUGCUAUCCGAAACUGAUGGGUCCUGUGCGGUCCAAACCUUUCAUGUGUUCUCUAGGCUGUUUCAGAACAUUCAAAGCAAGUUUGUGGCUAUUACGAAUGAUUCCGUUGGCUUCCUUGGACAAAAUCUGCAAAGAAUCGGCACAAAGUUUAAAAGCUCCUUAGAGGUGAUGAUGGCGUCUUCCGAAUGCCCGACAGUCUUUGUGGAUGCAGAAACGCUGAUGUCUUGUGGCUUGCUAGAGACGUUGAAGUUCAGCGUGCUGGAGUUGCAGGAACACUUGGAUACCUAUAAUGCAAAGCGGGAGGCAGCAGAACAGUGGUUAGACAACUGCAAACGGACGUUUUGUUCAGGGGGCGAUGGCCAUGCAUCUAAUACAGAAGCUCAGCAAAUGGAAUUUCUAGCAGAGCUCGAGCUCUGCCGACGGCUCUACAAGCUGCAUUUCCAGCUCCUGCUCCUCUUCCAGGCCUACUGCAAACUCAUCAGUCAGGUGGACACCAUCAAGAAGGAGGCAGAGGUAAUAAACAUGUCGGAGGAGCUUUCCCAGCUGGAGGCUUGCCUGAAAGAAGCAGAUGCGUCUUCUGACGUUCUCGUUGAAGAGUGUGACUUCUCAGAGUUCUGCCAAGCAACUACCGAGGCAGCUGUCCAUUCGGUCAUUGAAAGCUUAAGAGCAAAAGAACUUGUAUCCGCCAUAACCCAGGUCAAAGCUUUUAGGUCUCUCUGGCCCAAUGAUAUAUUUGGCAGCUCAAAAGAUGAUCCAAUCCAAACUCUGUUGCAUAUAUAUUUCCGCCAUCAAACACUCGGCCAGACUGGCAGCUUUGCCAUCAUUGGGUCCAAGCAGGACAUGUCAAAAGCGAGCUCCAAGCUAAUGGAACUGAACCUAGAGAUCAGAACGUCUCUGCGCGUGGUGCAGUCCUACCAGCUUUUGUCUAAAGCCAAACCUGUUAGCAGUACAUUGAGUACUGAGUUCUGAGCACUGGCUAUGGAGCUGGCCUCAAAGUGAAUGCACUGGAUGUGUGAUAACCGUGUCAAGCACCUUUCAUUGAUUACUGUAUAUUAACAUGCUUUUCUGACGGGACUGAACUCCAGCAAGAGGAGCAAUCGCAAAGCAGACGUGCAUCAGACCUGGAGAAGACAGGCCGCUUGUUCCACGCAAUGUAUGUGAGCGUAUAGACUUUUUCUUUUCUGCUUUUUGUUACGUACCAACCCUAUAGAAGCAAAAGGGCUACAACGACAUGAAAAAAGGAGCAGUUGCAAUAUGGCCUCUCCGCUGUGGUGGCGUGGAGAAACGGUGGUGGCCUUUAUGACCUGGUCACAGAGAAGUCGAAGUACCAAACAUACCAAAACUAUGAAAUUGUCCGACGAGACAUUGGCAGAAGAUAACACCUAACGUCUGUGGGAUACAAUGGAACUCUUUAUUCUUUUGUUAGUGUUUUUUAUUUUAUGUUCGUGUUUCUUGUCCAAGCAGAUCAGCGACAAAUGGAGUGUGCGGCCCUGCGAGCGCUGCAUUGUUUAUCUAAGGAUGAAUGUAUAUAUUGUCUCCGAGCAUGCUUCAAAGAGAGUACCGCAACAUUAUUUUUGGAUAAAUUUUUAUUUUAUUAGAUCUAACACCUCAUAGCGUGUAAAUGUUAGGACAUUUAUUUUAAGCUGGGCUUUCACCAGUGUUUCUAAAAAAAGAAAUAAUAUAUCUUAACUUUAUUAGAAUGCUGCUCAGUUCUCUGACCAGUGCUUAUGGUAUAAAUAUUGAUAACUAACCAAAAAGUAACUGCCUGCAGAGACUUUAAAUGUAUAUUUAGUUAAAUGCUGCCCACCAGCGAUUCUUAUUAGAAGACCAGAUAAUAACUUAUUUUAUUCUGUAUAUAUUCUAGAUUCUCUGUACGUUGUAAAUCCAGUAUUUCCUUGUAAAUGUUAUAGGACGAUAGCUGUAUAAAGGAUACGUGGACACAGGGUGUGAAGCCCUUUGUCACGGAUGGGUCAGGCAGGGGCAGACAUGGUGCGGUGAAUACAUGUUGUUAGGAGUACUAUACGAGGCCCAGGUAAAAGAAGUUAUUCAUGCAUCUUUUGUUAUUUCUUAACUUAUAUUAACCCUUUUUAGUGUUAGAGGGGUUUUGAACACCCCUCGGAUGCUGAAAAGCUUGAAAAAAAUAGGACAAGCUACCAAAAUAAUUUACAGUCUCUGCAAUAUAAGCUCAUUGUAAGACUGGAGUUCUGUAGCACAAAUAAACAGGUUUCUGUAUACACCAACUGCGUUUUCUUUUGUAAAAUAAAUGGAUGUAGCUUA
Spea bombifrons (plains spadefoot toad) is the source of this 10722-nucleotide messenger RNA. It is a transcript of the gene FRYL, whose product is annotated as FRY like transcription coactivator. The transcript is spliced from 62 exons. Gene Ontology annotation, biological process: neuron projection development; cell morphogenesis. Lineage: Eukaryota; Metazoa; Chordata; Amphibia; Anura; Pelobatidae. The record is from RefSeq and is a predicted model, not a curated record. The coding region runs from base 73 to 9414 and encodes 3113 amino acids. Gene Ontology annotation, cellular component: cell cortex; site of polarized growth.